Molecule: messenger RNA, 861 nt
Organism: Lycium ferocissimum
Lineage: Eukaryota; Viridiplantae; Streptophyta; Magnoliopsida; Solanales; Solanaceae
Product: probable LRR receptor-like serine/threonine-protein kinase At3g47570
Exons: 2
Coding region: 1-861 (286 amino acids)
Biological process (GO): protein phosphorylation
Molecular function (GO): ATP binding; protein kinase activity
Source: RefSeq, a predicted model, not a curated record
AUGACUUUGGCAAUCAAAUUGUGCUUAAUUCGACCAAUGCAACUUGCUAAGGAGUGGAGGUUUUGGCUCUGUUUACAAGGGCAUGUUUGCAAACGGGAUGACUUUGGCAACAAAGUGUUUAAUUUGCAGAUUGAAGGUGCAUUCAAGAGUUUUGAUACUGAAUGUGAAGCUCUUCGCAACCUUCAAGUUAUCAGCAGUUGUUCUAACAUGGAUUUUAAAGCAUUACUUUUAGAGUACAUGCCCAAUGGAAGCUUGGAGAAAUGGUUACAUUCUGAUGAUUACUUCUUGGAUAUCAUCCAAAGAUUAGACAUAAUGAUUGAUGUUGCAUCUGCCUUGGAGUAUCUCCAUCAUGGUUAUGCAACAAUUGUUGUACAUAGUGACUUGAAGCCUAGUAAUGUCUUGCUAAACGAACAGUUGGUUGGACAUGUGAGUGACUUUGGCCUGGCCAAGUUAUUGGGAGAAGGGGAAUCAGUUUCUUAUACUAAAACGCUUGCCACAAUGGGCUACAUUGCACCUGAAUAUGGCUCAGUAGGAUUAGUUUCUAGAAGAUGUGAUGUGUACAGCUAUGGCAUUAUGGUCAUGGAAACUUUCACAAGAAAAAAGCCACAUGAUGAAAUGUUUCAAGAAAACUUGAACAUAAGGAGUUGGGUCUGCACUUCACUACCUGCAACACCAGAGGAUAUUAUUGAUGCUACCUUAUUGAAACCAGAAGAAACUGAUUUUAAGAAAAAGUUGCAUUGUGCGUCCGCUGUUUUGGACUUGGCAUUGAAUUGCACAACUGAAUCACCUAAUGAAAGGCUGAAUAUGAAAGAUGUCCUGAAAAAUAUCAAGAACAUCAAGCUGGAAUUUCUUUGUAAAUGA